AGCUCUUUUGUGGCCCAGAAUCAGAUUUGAUUUUUUUUUGUUAUUAUUAUUAUUUUAAAUAGCAAUCAACUACUGUCUGAAGUCUGAACGUGUGUUUCAUAAAUAACCUCCGAUUAAAAAUUGGAAACGAUAAAACCUUUUCAUUCGUGCAGCUGUGCUUCGUUGUCUACUUGUCUUGUUCGUCCCCAGUUUCCUCAAUCGAACAUUAUCAACUUGCCUUUUUAAUUUCCAGAGAAUAAUCCUUUACGGUUUUCGAUUUUCUCCACAGUUUGGAAUCUCUGAUUGUUGUUAGCUCGAAUUUCUCCGCCGGCGACUUUUCCCGAUCAAGUUUGAUUCUGAGAAUUCGCCAAUAGGUGGAGGGAGCAACAUUUUCACCACCAGCACCUUCUAAACAAGUCAUUGUGUUUUGGUUACAAAUCCUAUGGCUACGGGUCAAAGCCGCAUAGAGCCCUAUCGAACUAAGUCUUUUAGUAGGGAGAGCAGUCUGAGCUCUUCUUUAAGCUUAUCACGUAGUUUGCCUCACCUGAUUGACAAUGACGUCGAUGGUGAGAGUGUCUCUGAGGCAGGGGAUAUUGGGGAUCGCUCACUUCGGAGAAGGCAUAGUGCUGGUAGAAGCAGCCGUUUGUCUGCUGAUGAUUUGAUUGAACAAGGGACCCUUGAUACUUCUCGUCAAGAACAAGAUGUAUUACAUGAUCUUCGAGCUUUUAACACAGAUUUUGUAGUCAAACCUUUGCCUGAGAACAUAACACCAUCUCCUUUACCUACCAAGUCUCUCUUGUCCCCUCCUGAGGAAAUCGACCGGGGAAAGGAGGAAGAGUACGUGUUACCAAAGUCCUUGGAAUACAUUUCAUGCCUAAUUCACUUGGCUGUUUUUGGGAUUUUUGGGGCCAUUACGAGAUAUCUGCUGCAGAAGUUGUUUGGACCAACUGGUGCUCGAGUAACAAGUGAUGGGAGCAUCUUGUACCUUGAUCUUCCCUCCAACAUGGUAGGUUCAUUCUUGAUGGGUUGGUUUGGCGUCGUAUUCAAAGCAGAUAUAGCAAGAGUUUCUGAAUUUGUGGCGAUAGGAUUAUCGACUGGUUAUUUGGGUAGCCUGACAACAUUCAGCGGUUGGAACCAGAAAAUGCUGGAUCUUAGUGCUGAUGGUCAAUGGGUAUUUGCCGUGCUUGGCUUUCUUUUAGGAUUGUUUCUCACGUCAUACUCUAUAAUUCUGGGAGUGGAAACGGCCAAAGGGUUUAAAUGGCUUCUUCAUAGAAGAGCUUCUUCUGAGGAAAAAAACCCUUGCCUUAAGGUUAACACCUUCCAGAGCCAUAUCGUGUCCCUGACUCUUAUGCUUGUGUUGCUUGUGGCUUUACUCACAGCAAGUUCCAUUCUGCUUGUGAAAGAAUUUGACAAAGGAACAAGCGAGGCUCAGCUAUGGUUAGGUUGCUUAGUUGCAGCCCCUGGUGUCUGGCUCAGAUGGUUCUUAGCCCGGCUCAAUGGACGUGGACUGGGAAAAGAUGGACAACACUUGAGGUGGGUCCCAUUUGGCACCCUCAUUGCAAAUGUAGCUGCAGCUUGCGUUAUGGCAGCAUUGGCCACUUUAAAGAAAUCGGUGAACACGAGAACAUGUAACACAGUUGCUUCGAGCAUACAGUUUGGUCUGUUGGGAUGUCUGAGCACAGUUUCGACCUUAAUGGCUGAGUUCAAUGCGAUGAGAGAAAGUGAUUACCCAUGGAGAGCCUAUGCGUAUGCAUCUUUUACCAUUGCAGUUUCUUUUGCGAUUGGAACUGUUAUAUACUCAGUCCCUGUCUGGACAGUAGGAUUCAGUUAGUUGUAUCAAAGUCUUUUGCAGAUGAUGUGUAGAUACAUAAUUGUAACAAUUGGUAGAGAUGUAUGAUUAAAUCGGUCACAAUCAAAUUAUACCUUGUGCUGAAGUAUUAAGAGCAAACUUUUUAUACUAUAAUGGUAACUUUUUUCUGUUUAACACAAAAUAAGAUGAUUCUAUAUUACACACUGAAAAGUAGUACUGCUGAAAA
Camelina sativa (false flax) is the source of this 2015-nucleotide messenger RNA. RefSeq lists its product as uncharacterized. Gene Ontology annotation, biological process: fluoride transmembrane transport. NCBI's taxonomy places the organism in Eukaryota, Viridiplantae, Streptophyta, Magnoliopsida, Brassicales, Brassicaceae. Gene Ontology annotation, cellular component: plasma membrane. Gene Ontology annotation, molecular function: fluoride transmembrane transporter activity. The record is from RefSeq and is a predicted model, not a curated record.